Messenger RNA from Cyphellophora attinorum, 4755 nucleotides. RefSeq names its product AMP deaminase. Gene Ontology annotation, molecular function: AMP deaminase activity. The transcript is spliced from 4 exons. Gene Ontology annotation, cellular component: cytosol. Bases 1 to 4755 code for a protein of 1584 amino acids. The record is from RefSeq and is a predicted model, not a curated record. Gene Ontology annotation, biological process: AMP metabolic process; IMP salvage. NCBI's taxonomy places the organism in Eukaryota, Fungi, Ascomycota, Eurotiomycetes, Chaetothyriales, Cyphellophoraceae.
AUGGAGUACGACGAUGAGGAUGAUCUCCAGCUCUACCAAACGCGGAGCCAGAAGCGCCAGGCUGGCAUUCGACCCGCAAAGUCCAGCCGCCGUGGGCCGGCUGGCGACACAGCCGACGAAGACGAUGGCGACGAUUCUGCAAACAAAGUCGACACGCCCGAGCUUAGUUCUUCAGAUGAGCUAGCCGCAGACGAGGCUCGCCAUCCUUUCUAUCACUACGCUACCGAAAAAGCAGACAGUUUCGCCGAUGCCAAGGUAAUCUAUCAACGCCAUCGACUAGACACGAAGACUUCUCAAGAUUUUGCGGCCCUAUCUCUGAGCAAGUCGGCAACCCUACCUAGUUUUCUUGACGGUGCGCCGGGAGCUGGGGUCAACCGAUCUGGUAGCCUGGCCUCGCGCAAGAGCUUUCGUGGUUCCAGCAGUGGGGGCCAAGGGAUGACUUUCAAGAAGAAAGAACCGUUUCCCAACUUUCAGCCAAGUCCAGAGCCUAAUCAGGACGUCUUCCUCGACGCUGAUAAGAAGGCGCGGUCUCACAAUCACCAUCCCAACCUUCCCCAUGAGUUCAAGGAUCCUCUUCUCGCUCAUGAGGGUGUUCACGGAGCAGGUGCCGGCAUGGGAUUGGGCACUGGGCCUGGGGGUUUGGCAGCGAAUGAGGAAAGCAUCGUCUCUGAAGUACAAGCAAUCUGCGACAAGAUCAAGAAGCUGCUUGACAUGCGACGGCAUUUCAUGAAGCAUUCACUCCAGUGUCCAGGCGACAAUCCCAAGGACUACGACAGCUGGAAGAUCUAUCCACCUCCACCAGAACCUGUUUGGACCGAAGAAAAGGCUCGGUCUGGCGAACUUCCGCCAACACGCAACUCCAGUGCUCUAUAUAUGACGGAUACAAACCGCUCUGAUGUGCUCGGAGAAGGCGAAAAAUGGGUCAUGAUAUUGGUGAAGACUUCGACCCCUCAGAGGUUGAGAUACCUGGUCGAGACGACAGUCAUUCCUUCCGAGGCGGACGGUUCAAGCAUUUAUCAAGUGUACGAUGACAAAGAUAACCCCAUUGCCCAAGUCCCGUCAUUGCGAGAUUAUUAUAUGGCGCUGGACACCAUCCUGGACAUCUGCUCUGAUGGACCAGCAAAAAGCUUUGCCUAUCGUCGAAUGCAGUACCUGGAGGGGCGCUAUAAUCUCUACGCGCUCCUCAACGAGUACGAGGAAGUGGCCGAUACCAAGAAAGUGCCACAUCGCGACUUCUAUAACGUUCGAAAGGUCGACACUCACGUACAUCACUCGGCUUGCAUGAACCAGAAGCACUUGCUCCGCUUCAUCAAAAGCAAAAUGAAAAAGUGCCCUGACGAGGUCGUUAUCGAUCGUGAUGGCAAGCAACUCACUCUCCAGCAGGUCUUCGAGAGCAUCAAUCUCACAGCAUACGACUUAUCCAUCGAUACAUUGGACAUGCAUGCCCAUACAGAUUCCUUCCAUCGCUUCGACAAAUUCAAUCUCAAGUACAACCCUGUGGGCCAGUCUCGCCUCAGAGACAUCUUCCUGAAGACGGACAACUUUGUUAAAGGACGCUACUUGGCUGAAAUCACUCGAGAAGUCAUCGCUGAUCUCGAAGCAAGCAAAUAUCAGAUGGUCGAAUGGCGCAUCAGUAUUUAUGGCCGUAGCAUCAAUGAGUGGGACAAGCUUGCUGCCUGGGUUGUGGACAAUCGACUCUUCUCCCACAACGUACGCUGGCUGGUACAGAUCCCUAGGCUCUUCAGUCUCUACAAAUCGCUAGGUACGAUGAAUUCAUACGACGAACUUCUGCGAAAUAUCUUCCAACCACUUUACGAGGUAACGCAAGAUCCCUCCUCUCAUCCGAAGCUGUACAUUUUUUUGCAGCGAGUCAUUGGGUUCGACAGCGUGGACGAUGAGAGCAAGCCGGAGCGACGCUUAUACCGCAAGUUUCCUGUGCCGAAGGAAUGGGACACGAAGCAGAACCCUCCGUACGGCUACUGGGUUUAUCAUCUGUACGCCAACAUGACUUCCUUGAAUGCGUGGCGACAAGCCCGAGGAUUCAACACCUUCCUGCUACGACCACACUGCGGAGAAGCAGGCGAUACAGACCAUCUUGCUGCCGCAUUCUUGUGCUGCCACAGCAUCAGCCAUGGGAUCAUGCUGCGAAAAGUACCAAUGUUACAAUACCUGUUCUAUCUCGAUCAGAUCGGCAUCGCCAUGUCGCCUUUGAGCAACAACGCAUUGUUCCUGACGUAUGAUCGAAAUCCUUUCAUAAGCUACUUCAAGAAAGGCUUGAAUGUUUCACUCUCUACGGAUGAUCCGUUGCAAUUCGCGUUCACCAAGGAGCCCCUUAUUGAGGAGUAUUCCGUGGCAGCGCAAAUCUACAAGCUGUCAGCUGUCGACAUGUGCGAACUUGCGAAGCAUUCCGUUGAUCAAUCCGGCUUUGAACUGUCAUUGAAGCAACGCUGGCUCGGCAAGUACUGCUACCUGCCUGGAGUACUCGGCAACGAUGUUGCCAAAUGUAAUGUUCCAGAUGUGAGAGAAGCAUUUCGCCAUGAGACACUGAAGGCCGAGCAUCAGUUCAUAGCUAAGUACACGAGUGACUACACGCACCUGGAGCGCUGUACGCCCAGCAUACCAGAGCCCGACGACCCGAAUGCGCCUCUAGAUGAGGUGUAUAACGUGCUCGAGUCACCUAAGAAGUACUACGCCACCGUAGCCGACUCGAUUACACCAGCACAGCAGGCAAGGAUGCCGAAUGCAGCCGCACCUAGCCGCGAGAACAACAAGCUAUCCAACAGCUUUGCUCCAGAGCCUCUGGAGACGAGCACGCGGACGUCGAGGAGGAAGUUCGUGCCAGAACCGGUCGAGACGACGUCUCGCAGUUCAAAGGACAAGGGAGUCGAUCAACAAUCAACACCUCGCCGAUUCGCUCCGGAGCCAAUUGAGACAACCAUCAAGAGCAGCAAAGUCGGCAAGGAUGCUGACAGGCCAGCGUCUGAAGCAAGGCCCGUAGGGAGGAAGUUCGCACCUGAGCCGAUAGCUACCGAGAAGAUUAGUCGCAGACGGAAACCGCAGGCUGCACAGGACGCCGAUAGUAGCCCAGAGCAAACGCAGAAGGAGCAAUCGCAGAGCUCGAGUCAGAGCUCGAACGGCGCUCGCAGAUUCUCGCCGGAGCUACUUGAGACCGCCAAGGGUACGUAUCGGCAGGAGAAGAAGCCUCCCAUUGGAGUCGAGAAGGCAUCAACCAAGUCAUCGAAAAAGACCCAAGAAGACGAUGAAGAAGAGACCGACGACGACGUGCCGGCCCUAUCUGAAUCCAGAUUCUCUGCUGCCUCGCUAGCCAAACGGAACUACGAGCAGCAGAGGCGUCACUCAUUCGCUGUACCGGAUCUGGACAUUAUCGAAUCUGAUUCAGGGGACGAAUCGUCGGCUCCUUCGUUGACUAAUUCGCGCUCAUCUGCUGAGUCGGAGAAGCAAAGGAGGAACAGCCGGCGGACUGGAGGCGAGACGUAUACAGACUAUGUCCUCAGACUAGCCGCGCAGACCACAUCGGAGAAAGACUUGCACGACACGGCGAUGGCAGCAUAUAUUAAUGAGGUCCCGCAUCAUGCGCCCGGUCACUAUGGCUUCGAUGAUGAGGACGAGAUACUCAGUCGGAAGGGGAACUUCUCGGGUCAGAAUGGUGCCGACAUUCGGCUUUUCAGGAGGCAUUCACAGGACGAUCAUGAUUGGGAGAUGUCGGAGAUGCGACGCCACCAUGCACAGCUAGAAGAAGCGAAGCGAGAAUUCAAGCAUGACACCGCCGGACACAGCAGGUUCAGCAGUAUUGCGCUCGCCACUCGGCAUAAGCUCGAGGCCGAGAAGCAGAAGCAGAGCAGGAAGGUCAAGGCUACCGAGGACGCAGAGCUAUCCAAAAUGCGUGCCGCCGCGUCGCCACCGAUGGCAGGCGCGGACCUGAUCUUCCCACAGACCAUUUCGCCCAAGAUGACACGGUGUGAGACAGAUCAACACCCGCGGCCCAGGUGCGCCGACUCAGAUGACGACGAGGAGGAGAUCGGGCAGCAAUCCCUCUGGGCGACCAGAGUGACACGACUGAUAGAGUCCAAUCCAGCCAGCCCUGGCCUCUGGGGCGGAUGCUGCAAUGGCGGCGAGAAUAGCCCUCCGGUCGGGCCUCAACGCCUUGGCCUCCAGACACCCGCACUUGAGCGAGAUAACCCUUUCGAGACGGCCACACCGGGCCGCAAGACGCCCGGUACUAGAACGCCCGGUGGCAGCAAGACACCUCGACGCAGGAUGUAUGGCAUGAAUCUUAUGCCUUUGACGCCGCAACGGACCAAUGAGGACGAUGCGUUCACUUCGUCCGUCGACAAGAAGCUACAGCUGGAACGCCAGAUCGAGGAAGAAUUUCCCGACAGCGUCGUCACGCAGAUCUACAACUAUCUUUCCCUGGGCUAUCCGUCCUUGGCAUGGCAGUUUGAUGCGGAGCUCUCCAAGAUCAGUCGCAUUAGUGUCGAAGAUCUGCGAAAGGACGAUCAGCGGAUGGAUGCGAAGGGCUAUGUUGGCGCGCCUGAGGGCGAUGGCUGCAAGGAAGAGGACGUCACAGGAGGUGCUUGUCGACGGUGGGAAGCGCUCAGGCUGUAUGUCAGGGAGUGGGCGCGGCAGAGCCCGAACUUCGUGCUUGAGGGUAAUAUUGGUGGUGUUGGGAUGGGUAGAGGCGCAGAGGGGUGGGGUGGUAAUGUUGGGGUGAGGAAAGGGAGCUGGGCUCAUUGA